Molecule: messenger RNA, 1068 nt
Organism: Symbiodinium necroappetens
Lineage: Eukaryota; Dinophyceae; Suessiales; Symbiodiniaceae
Source: the annotation of a GenBank genome assembly
AUGAGUGUUGUAUGCGCCAGCAUCGCGGAGCCAGCCUGGAAGGUGUCCCAGAUCUCAACCAGUACCUGCGAUGGAGAGGAGGUUGAGGGGUCGAUGGGACGCGCGAUUACGGGCUCUACCGACUGCAGCGAGGAUUCCACAAGCAGGCAUCAGCGGCUUUGGGCUCGUGCGCUGGACUCUCGCUGGAAGCUGUCUCGCACAGACUUCAAGGUGAAGAAGGAGCUUAGCAGAACUCUGAAAAGCACAUUGUACCAAGCAUCCUGGCAAGGUGUCGAUGUGGUGGUCAAGUGCGCUGGUUUGCAUGAUGAUGACAUGGCCAGACAGCUUCGAUCCAAUGACAGGGCCAUCUCAGACGAGCUCUUGCACGAGAUCGAUCUCCUGUCGUCGCUUCGACAUCCUGAUCUUGUCAUGUUCCUUGGGGCUUGCAUCGAGCCGCACAUGCCGAUCAUGUGCGUGACGGAGUUCUUGCCGGGUGGUGACUUGGAACGCUACUUCGUGACCCAACGCAACAAGCAUGAUUCGGCAAUCUGGCGUCCCGCGCUCCCUCAGGUGAUUCAGUGGAGUUCCGCUAUCGGCCGGGCGCUGAGCUUCCUGCACGACCGUGACGUGGUCCACCGAGAUCUCAAGCCACUGAACCUGCUGCUGACCAAGCAUUUGGAGAUCAAGGUGUCUGAUUUUGGCAUCAGUCGGUUGAUGGCUCGGGAGUGCGACGGAUACUCGAUGACGGGCGGGAUUGGCAGCUAUCGGUACAUGGCGCCUGAGGUUGUGAGAUACCAGGCUUAUGACCAGAAGGUGGACAUCUAUGCGUAUGGCCUCAUCAUGUACUUCAUGAGCUCCGGCAGAACUCCUUUCCACCAGCUAGGCUCCGACCCGGAGGUCAUCUUGCAGCAGUACCAGCGAGGAAAGGAGCCACGGCCCGUUCUGCUCGACUGCCCUGCCAAGCUGCGCCCCAUCAUGGCGGCUGCAUGGCAUGUCACGCCUGCCGAGCGCCCGUCUGCCCAGGAUGUUGUGGACAGCUUGGACACGGUACCAACUUCGGCAUCCUGCGUUCCAUGUGCUCAGAUGUAA